Lates calcarifer (barramundi perch) is the source of this 4060-nucleotide messenger RNA. RefSeq lists its product as uncharacterized. NCBI's taxonomy places the organism in Eukaryota, Metazoa, Chordata, Actinopteri, Centropomidae. Bases 1882 to 3456 code for a protein of 524 amino acids. The transcript has 10 exons. The record is from RefSeq and is a predicted model, not a curated record.
CUGACCAUAAGAAGCCGUCGUCGCAUGUCGUCGCUGAGGUUCUGCAUUUCUUGUUUAAACGUCAACAGUUUGUAUCAAACUUUUUAAACUACGACUUAUCUUCAUCCAACAAACAUCACUGAGUCAGGCGAAUCAGCCUUUCCUCUACAACUAAGGUUUUUUAAAUGUGAUCACUCUUUAAAAUUUACAUAUUCCAACUACAUUUUCCAAUCGGAUGAAAAGGAAUUUUUUACUGUUACAUACUCAGUUACAAUAAAUAUGAACACAUGUUUUUAAGUUUAAGUUGCUCCAGUUGUUGCAUAUUUUUUUUAACAAUAUGCAUUUGAUUUAUAAUAAAUACCCUCAGUGAAUGCUCUGUACUGACUGUCACCAUUACCAAGAUGGUGGAGAACAAUUAAGUUGUCAAGCCAGUUUUUUUAAUUACCACAACUUAAAAUUUGUUUUUAAUGAAUUAACUCAUGAAUUUGAAUUUAUAUUACACACAAUAUUAAGUUGAUUUAGUUACCAACAUUAUUGUUUCAACACAGCUCAUCAAAAUAAUGUUUGCAACUCAGACAGUUUCUGUAAAUCAAUGAAUUAUAAUGUUUAUAUCACAGGACGACCACAGAGAAAUGUACUCCUGUUUAAUAAACCUGUUUCUCUUAUAACACGACCAGGACAAACUGACAUGUAAUCUGACUCCAGACAAACAAAGUGCUGCUUCAACACAUCUGCUCUUUAACACCAGGAAAUUAUUGGAUUAAAAGACCACACCUGAAAUCAGACUGAAUGUCUCUGGACUCAGCAGGGAGAGAGUUUCAUCUUUAAACUCUUUCUUCUUUCCAUAAUCAUAAAAACUCACAUUCAUUCAGGAUGUUUCUGACUGAACCAGUUUGUUUUCACUGUAAACACUUCAGUCUGCUGUGUUUACCUGGAACACACCUUGUUUCCUCUCCUCCUACACAGCAGCUGAGUUAACGUACAUUAAACCGUGUGUCCACAAACUUUUGUCCACAUGACGUCUGAACUUGACUCAUGUCAAACUGCUGAAUUAACUUUAUUUAAACAGCUCUUAUCUCACAGAAACAGUUCACAGGAGGAAGAGAAGGUCCAACGACAAAAUGAGACAAACUUCAGAAAGUAAAGACUUACAGCAGACGACCUAACGGCAGAGGUGUGGCGCGUUGCUGCAAUGAGGGCCUGGCCCUGUUACCAUGGCGACCGUGACUGUUCAAGCAAAGAGGUCAAAGGUCAGGACAUCACGCACAUGAACAGAGGCGAGGACGGUGGAAAAACACGGAGCCUGGGAGUGGACAUGGAGUUUACAUUAAUUUUUUAAUGAUGAUUUUUAAUAUAGUAACUAACUCACCCAGAGUUUAUUAAUAUGACCCAUUAAUGAAGCUGUAGUUCAUAAAGCCACCACCAGGCGUCACUGUCACACUGAACAGGUCUGUGAACACAGGAAGUUACAUCUCUCCUGUUUACAUAUGAAGACAAUAAGAACAGUUUACUGUUUAACAGUCUUUAUUAUAUCCAUUUUAUAUAUCUACAUCAGCCGGGUCCAGCUGGUUACAGAAGUAAUCGGCUUGAUUUCAUGGUGAAACCACUCAUUGUGUUUCAUUUGUAGGUUCAGAUUCCUUCAGUGUUGAUGGUUCAGGAUGUUUUUACUGGGAGCCGAAUUAUCCGCACAGGUCUCCUCCUCUCCAGAACAAACAAAUCUGAUGAGUACUUCAGUAAAAACACUGAAUAAAACAGUUUCGAGUCAAAAAUCGAUGGUUCUCUGUGGUGCUCUUGGGUGGACACAGGACGUGGAGAGAGGACAAACUCCUCAUUGGAAACGGACAGAGACGGUUGGUCUUUCUAAAGGAGGAAAUAAGUCGCCGUGAGCCUGUGUGGUGGAUCAUGGUUUGGAAGAAACAGAGUAAAGACUUUGUCGGAGGUUUGUUGAAGCUGUCGGUGGAGUUUGUGAUCGUCGUCCUGCUCGUUUCCCAGCAUGCUCUGGCUCUGCAAGUGGAGGUGUAUGAGGGGGCGGAGUCAGUCCUGCUGCCCUGCCGUGUCUCUUUUUUCUUAGAGGACACCACGGUGCUGUGGCACUGCGACGAUCUCUAUCCUGAAAUCGUCCACUCAUGGCGGGACGAGAGAGACGAGCUCACUGGUCAGGACCAGCGGUUCAGAGGCCGGACAUCGAUGGCGAGCGACGGAGCGGAGUCUGGAGACCUGAGCCUCACCCUGAGACAACCACACCUGUCUGACAGCGGGAACUACACCUGCCUCAUCCGCAAACAGAGCAGUGAACUGACACUGACACUCAUACAGCUGAGGGUCAAAGUCUCUCCUGUGGAGGUGAAGGUUCAGGAGGGGUCAGAGUUCAUCCAGCUGCCUUGCCAAAUCCCUCCUCCUCUACCUGAGGACGCCAGAGUGGAGUGGAGCCGGUCUGAGCCCAAACCCAUAAUCGUCCAUGUCUAUCCGAACAGCAGCAACCUGCUGCUGGAAGAGUUUUUCUGUGGCCGAACACACAUGAACAAAGACCUGCUGAAGACCGGAGACCUCAGUCUGACCCUGAAAUACCCAACAGACCGAGACAGCGGCACCUACACCUGCACUGCCCACAGAGACGGAGACGUCCUGAGACAGAAAGUAGUUCUGCACCACGUCAGAGAAAAAUUUUCAGUGUGGGCCAAGGUUCUCCUGGCUCUCCUGGCUGUUGGUCUUGUUGCUGGAGGAGGUCUUGCCAUAUACUUCUGGAAUUACUUUAAAACCAUCUCCAGGAUGGAGGUGGUGGAGGUGGUUUUUGGGUCAAAGUCUGUCCAGCUGCCGUUUAAAGCCACCACCACCCUGCCUGAGGACGCCUCAGUGGAGUGGAGACUCUCCGGCCUGAUGCUCAAACCGACAAUAGUCCAUGUGUGUAAAGGUGGCGGUGACCAGGCGGACACACAGAACGCUGAGUACAAGGGCCGAACAGAGAUGGUUAAAGAUCUGACAGAUGGAGAUCUCAGUCUGACCCUGAGUCAGCCCACAGAUCGAGACAGUGGAACCUACACCAGCACCGUUAAGGACAGGGACGGACGAAUUCUGGAGAAGAAACAGCUGACGCUAAAGGUCAAAGUUCCCCAGGUGAAGGCGGAGGAGGGGGUGGAGUCUGUCGUGCUGCCCUGCAAAGACAUGUUUCGGCCUUCUGCAGACGACACGGUGGAGUGGAGCCGGCCUGAACCCUGGCCCAUGACGGUCCACAUGUACCAGAACAGCGCAGACUAUCAUGAGAAACAGAACUGGAUUUACAGGAGCCGCACAGAGAUGAAGACAGACCAGGUGAUGAACAGAGACCUGAGUCUGACCCUGAAGAAUCCGAUGGCGUUCGACAGCGGAUCGUACACCUGCACCGUCAGCAGGGACGGAAAAGUCCUGAAGAAGAGAAACGUCCAGCUGCUCGUCACAGAGACUGAUUCAUCGUCUCUGCUGACUGAUCAUCAGGAAUAAGUAUUGAUCAGUGGCAGACAGCACUGCUGUUAUUGAUCAUUGACAGCUGAUUGAACAGUGACAUCAGCUGUUUGAUUCAGACUGAACCAUGAAAACUUGUGAAACUUUGUCGUCAUGUCGUUCUACCAGACCAGAGAAUCACAGACUUUAUGGAACGUUGAGUUGAACUGAUGCUUGGACGACAAACUACAACCUUCAGGUCCAGACGAUGUUACACUCAUGUUUAUUUUACAGGUAGAAACAUGAUGCUGAAUUGUCCAUUUUCCAUCAGUAACCGAGCACCACAGGGCUCUGUUCUUGACCUACAACCAUUUACAUUACACACAAAGAGCAGUGAUAUUUCCACUCAAUAACUCAGUGUUUGUUUCUAUGCAGAUGAUACCAUGUUGUGUUGCUCAGUCUCUGACUUAUCUUCAGUCUUUCCAAUGGUUAUUUCUCGAUCACAGACUUGUUUUAAAAUCUGAAAAGACAAAACAUUCACCACUGUUUCUGUUCUGCCUUUAAAGGUUUAAAUGUUACCCAGAUUUCUCUCUCUGUCAUUCAUGAUUCAACAUUUGACUCAAAAACUAAAAAUUAAACAAGGUUCUGUUUUUGUUUUUAUGUA